CGGCAGCAGAAGCUAUGGCGACAGCGAUGGCAGCUACGGCAGCGGAGCGCGCGGUGCUGGAGGAAGAGUUCCGCUGGUUGCUGCACGAUGAAGUGCACGCGGUUCUCCGGCAGCUCCAGGACAUCCUCAAGGAGGCCUCGCUACGCUUCACGCUCUCUGGCACUGAGGGACCAGCAAAGCAGGAGAACUUCAUCCUGGGCAGCUGUGGAACAGACCAGGUGAAAGGUGUGCUUACUCUCCAAGGGGAUGCCCUGAGCCAGGCGGACGUGAACCUGAAGAUACCACGGAACAACCAGCUGCUGCAUUUUGCCUUCCGGGAGGACAAACAGUGGAAGCUACAGCAGAUCCAGGACGCCAGGAACCACGUGAGCCAAGCCGUUUACCUUCUCACCAACCGGGACGAAGGCUACCAGUUCAGGACGGGAGCAGAAGUCCUCAAGCUAAUGGACGCUGUGAUGCUGCAGCUGACCCGAGCCCGCAACCGACUCACCACCCCGGCCACCCUCACCCUACCCGAGAUCGCCGCCAGUGGCCUCACGCGCAUGUUCGCCCCCGCCCUGCCCUCGGACCUGCUGGUGAACGUCUACAUCAACCUCAACAAGCUCUGCCUCACCAUGUACCAGCUGCACCCCGUGCAGCCCAACUCCAGCAAGAACUUCCGCCCUGCCGGAGGCGCUGUACUCCACAGUCCAGGAGCCAUGUUUGAGUGGGGCUCCCAGCGUCUGGAGGUGAGCCACGUGCACAAAGUGGAGUGUGUGAUCCCCUGGCUCAACGACGCCCUGGUCUUCUUCACGGUCUCCCUGCAGCUCUGCCAGCAACUCAAGGAUAAGAUCUCCGUCUUCUCCAGUUACUGGAGCUACAGAGCCUUCUGAGCAGAGCAUC
Messenger RNA from Chrysochloris asiatica (Cape golden mole), 882 nucleotides. It is a transcript of the gene ROGDI, whose product is annotated as rogdi homolog (Drosophila). The coding region runs from base 15 to 872 and encodes 285 amino acids. Gene Ontology annotation, cellular component: RAVE complex. Lineage: Eukaryota; Metazoa; Chordata; Mammalia; Afrosoricida; Chrysochloridae. The record is from RefSeq and is a predicted model, not a curated record. The transcript has 11 exons.